This is a messenger RNA of Suillus subaureus, 580 nucleotides long. RefSeq lists its product as uncharacterized. The transcript has 4 exons. Lineage: Eukaryota; Fungi; Basidiomycota; Agaricomycetes; Boletales; Suillaceae. The record is from RefSeq and is a predicted model, not a curated record. Bases 27 to 332 code for a protein of 101 amino acids.
CCUUACCAUUUCGUAUAUAAGCCACCAUGUUGUUUCUCAAGUUUAUUCACAACUUCACCCAUCAUCUCUUACUGCUUCGACGUAUUGAAACACUAAACCCUUCUUCAACUUUGAUGAUCAUAGAAAACAUGCAGUCCAACCUUCCAUCCAAAAGCCCCCGUCGCUCUUUCGUGCGCUCAGUCCUUCAGCGCAUCACAAAGAAAAAGGACACCGAAAAACAAUAUCCGGCCUUCCUGGAUGCGUCUGCAAUACCUGACAUGUGCCCUGAACAUCCCGACUUCUUCAUAGGCAUGCAUGAUAGAAAUGAUGAUUCCAUUUCUGCCGACAAGUGAACUAGAGAGCUGACGAGUUGUCAUUAAACCCUUUUUCUAAUGGCUUCAUUUAUUUAAACGUGGUACGAGGCUUAUGGGUUAAAUAUCAUAACACAUUGUACUGAACAAUUUCUCUUGUAGUGCCUCGUAUCACUACUUUAUUCUGUAUUCGUUGGUGGGGAUUAUGCCCUCAAUGUUGUGCUGAACCAGAGAAGCCCGAAACUGUGAUCAAGUCCGAUUUAAUGUCCAUCGUCGAUCGUCACGUCAUC